This is a messenger RNA of Daucus carota subsp. sativus, 973 nucleotides long. RefSeq lists its product as uncharacterized. The coding region runs from base 5 to 487 and encodes 160 amino acids. The transcript is spliced from 3 exons. The record is from RefSeq and is a predicted model, not a curated record. NCBI's taxonomy places the organism in Eukaryota, Viridiplantae, Streptophyta, Magnoliopsida, Apiales, Apiaceae.
UACAAUGAGUACUGUUGAGAAAUCAUUAGAUUUCAUGUGUUUGAACUAUGGUGGAGGGUUUAAGAAAGGGAAAUUGAAGCUGCCUCUUCCAUUUUAUGUGACAUAUAUGGACUCUUUACCCAGCAAACUCGUCUUGCAUGGUCCAUCUAAUGACCUCUGGCCUUGUACUUUUGACAAAGGUGAUCAUCGUCUUCAUGGUCUGGAAGAGUGGAUGGACCAUUAUAAAGUGAAUCCUUAUAAUGUAGUUCGUCUCUACUAUUUGGAUGGCCCUGAUUUUCGAUUUGAGAUUUAUACUCAGUUUGCUGUUGAAAUGAACUAUCCCGCCGUAACUUCAGUCCCUGCCAGUAAAAGAUCUGUGUAUGAGGUAGACAAACUUUGCUCUAAAUACCUUUUUAAUGGGUUUCGUAACUGUGUUUGCAAGUACAGUCUCUCAAUUGACCACAGUCACUUUGUUGAGGAAUCUUACCCCCAAGAUUUUGGUGAAUGACGCAUCUGAGAAGUUGGGGCUAGAUAAGUUUGUACCUUCCAUCAUACUGGGAUUUGGUAGUACUACGGGUUGUUGCUUGAACUACAUUAUUAUCAUAAAAAAUAGUGAAUUAAAACAUACAUUCGACAUAAAAUGAAACAUAAAGACAAUGCGCAUACCUCCUAAAUUUGUUAUAUUGCAGAGUGGUUGUCUAGAAUUCAAUGUGGGCAGAGGGGGAGUACGGAAUCCAUGUGUGGGACUGCCAUUGAAUACACCUAGAAAAAUAGGUAGAAAAAUUGACAAUUGCUUUACUCACACCAUUUCAUUUACGUUACAGCUUAAAAUUCAUAAAAUUAAAACACAAUGCACAUACUGCCUAAAUUUGUUAUGUUCGGGAGUGGUUGUCUAGAGUUGAAUAUGGACAGAGGGGGAGUAUGGAAUCCAAGUGAAUUAGCAACAACAGAAGUGGGACUGCCAUUCAACACACCUACACAAAUAGGUACAAAA